This is a messenger RNA of Nipponia nippon (crested ibis), 703 nucleotides long. The record is from RefSeq and is a predicted model, not a curated record. NCBI's taxonomy places the organism in Eukaryota, Metazoa, Chordata, Aves, Pelecaniformes, Threskiornithidae.
AUGGCGGCGCGGGUGGUUCCGCCUCACGCCCUCCCCAAGAUGGCGGCGAGGGUGGUUCCGCCUCACGCCCUCCCCAAGAUGGCGGCGCGGGCGUUUCCGCCGCACGCCCUGCCCAAGAUGGCGGCGCGGCAGUGCUUCCGGCGCGCUUCCCGGCGCCGUCAGUACCGAGCCCGGCCUGGGGGGGACCUGCCCGGCCCCGGGGCCGUGGUCGGGUCCCCUCCCCGGUUCCAGCCCUCUCCCCUCUCGCCCGCAGAGAGCAUCCACAAGCUGAAGGAGAAAGCCAAGAAGCGGAAGGGCCGAGGCUUCGGCUCAGAGGAGGGCUCGCGGGCCCGCGUGCGCGAGGACUACGACAGCGUGGAGCAGGACGGGGAUGAGCCGGGCCCGCAGAGGUCGGUGGAGGGCUGGAUUCUCUUCGUCACGGGGGUUCACGAGGAAGCGACGGAAGAAGACAUCCACGACAAGUUCGCGGAGUACGGCGAGAUAAAAAACAUCCACCUGAACCUCGACAGACGGACGGGCUACCUGAAGGGAUAUACUCUGGUGGAGUACGAAACCUAUAAAGAGGCGCAGGCGGCCAUGGAGGGGCUGAACGGCCAGGAGCUGAUGGGGCAGCCCAUCAGCGUGGACUGGUGCUUCGUGAGAGGGCCCCCGAAAGGAAAGAGAAGGUGAGGAACGCGCCGCGGGCGAGGCAUCGGCGUGCCGG